Messenger RNA from Macaca mulatta (Rhesus monkey), 1621 nucleotides. The record is from RefSeq and is a predicted model, not a curated record. Lineage: Eukaryota; Metazoa; Chordata; Mammalia; Primates; Cercopithecidae.
GGGGUUAAAAUGCAUUUCCAGAAUAGAGUUCAGAGAAAGGCUGGGCUGCUAGUUGCUGGUUUAAGGACAAAGGGUAAGUUUCAGGAAGCAGAAAGCAAGCAGAUGAAAUUCAGCACUGGAAUCAGGGGAGUGUCUGAUUUGCAAAAGGAAAAUGAAAAGACGGCUCCUCCCUUCCGAGCAAACGAAACCAACAGCAGCCCAGGCUCAGUCAGCAGAAGAGAUAAAAGUGAACAGGUCUGGGAGCCAGUUCUGUUGCCACUGUCUCUCCUGUCGAUGAUGGAUCUCAGAAAAACCCCAGCCAAAUCUCUGGACAAGUUCAUUGAAGACUAUCUCUUGCCAGACACGCAUUUUCGCAUGCAAAUCAACCAUGCCAUUGACAUCAUCUGUGGGUUCCUGAAGGAAAGGUGCUUCCGAGGUAGCUCCUACCCUGUACGUGUGUCCAAGGUGGUAAAGGGUGGCUCCUCUGGCAAAGGCACCUCCCUCAGAGGCCGAUCUGACGCUGACCUGGUUGUCUUCCUCAGUCCUCUCACGACUUUUCAGGAUCAGUUAAAUCGCCGGGGAGAGUUCAUCCGGGAAAUUAGGAAACAGCUGGAAGCCUGUCAAAGAGAGAGAGCAUUUUCCGUGAAGUUUGAGGUCCAGGCUCCACGCUGGGACAAUCCCCGCGCGCUCAGCUUCGUGCUGAGUUCGCCCCAGCUCGGGGAGGGGGUGGAGUUCGAUGUGCUGCCUGCCUUUGAUGCCCUGGGUCAGUUGACUGGCGGCUAUAAACCUGACCCCCAAAUCUAUGUCGAGCUCAUCGAGGAGUGCGUCUCCCUGCAGAAAGAGGGCGAGUUCUCCACCUGCUUCACAGAACUACAGAGAAACUUCCUGAAGCAGCGCCCCACCAAGCUCAAGAGCCUCAUCCGCCUAGUCAAGCACUGGUACCAAAAUUGUAAGAAGCAGCUUGGGAAGCUGCCACCUCAGUAUGCCCUGGAGCUCCUGACAGUCUAUGCUUGGGAGCAAGGGAGCACGGAAACAGAUUUCAACACAGCCCAGGGAUUUCGGACGGUCUUGGAAUUAGUCAUAAACUACCAGCAACUCUGCGUCUACUGGACAAAGUAUUAUGACUUUCAAAACCCCAUUAUUGGAAAGUACCUGAGCAGGCAGCUCAGGAAACCCAGGCCUGUGAUUCUGGACCCGGCGGACCCUACAGGAAACCUGGGUGGUGGAGACACAAAGGGUUGGAGGCAGCUGGCACAAGAGGCUGAGGCCUGGCUGAAUUAUCCAUGCUUUAAGAAUUGGGAUGGGUCCCCCGUGAGCUCCUGGAUUCUGCUGGCUGAAAGCGACAGUGAAGACGAUGAGUCCUACGAUCCCAGGAUGUAAACCUGACACCGGUUGGCAGAAGGCACUACACCAAUAAUUAGUGAACAUGUGGUGAAUUUGCAGCAGACAAGAGGAGCCUCAUUAUCCUAUAUUUUCCAGUUUGCUUAGGGAGGCAGGAAUCACAGCAAGGAAAAUCUUCAAUAAUAAACAGACAUCUCAUAAAAUUAAUUGCAACCCAACCUCUCUCUCUACUUAAAAUUAGCAUCUAUUUCCAGCUCUGCUUUCAAUGCCCCCAUAUGCAUACAUGUGAACUCCCUCCCUC